This is a messenger RNA of Psylliodes chrysocephalus, 2145 nucleotides long. The record is from the annotation of a GenBank genome assembly. Lineage: Eukaryota; Metazoa; Arthropoda; Insecta; Coleoptera; Chrysomelidae.
AUGUGCCUGGUUUGUGGACGACUGUGGACCGCCCUUCAAGUAUUAUGGAGUACUUUUUAUGUAAUAUGUGGAGCCGCUCAACUGAUGGUGGGGGUAUUUUUCCUGAUUUCGGUACCUGAAAUACAACUUUACGGUGUUCUAGUAGACGGAGCAUGGAAUAUUAUCAUUGGCAUCACCGGAGGGAUCGUGGCCUGUAUAGGGAUCCUAUCUCCAAGAAGGCAGGAAAUUCUGUUAUAUCUGGCCGUCUCAAUUCUCACCAUGACCAUCGUGAACAUCGUCAUCACAGAGUACUGGUUCUACUCAACAGACAUGUCAAAAAUACUAAAAAAGUAUUCCAACCACGUGAUCAUAGAAUACGCUUGUUUUGUGACGAGAGUCGCCGCGGCCGUCGUGUUGGUGGUUUCUUUCCUGGACUGUCAGUUGGCCUUCUGCUCAAUGCAGUUCGUCUCGAAACCGAGAAGUAAGAAGCUCAGGGGCUCGCACGAGCAGUUAUCCGAUAUUGAGUACAUCAUACCUAGGCCAAAGAAUACAAAAUCGAACACCCAUACUGUGUACGACGCAUACGCUCAGAGUUGGGUCUUCGACGCAGAACACGCGGGCACCUCCAACGACGGCACAACUGCAAAAGGUCCUUAUUUUGAUGUACUACAAAAUGGGACGCCGCAAAAACCCACGGUUAAUAAGCCCAAUGGUCUGCAAAAUGGAAUGGUAAAAGAAAAUGGCCAUAUAAUAGAUAACCCCGUGGUUCACAUCGAGGAAGCGUCUGACGACAGUACCAGCAACAGCGACAGAAAGUUAUGCUAUAUGAAAAGUUUCUCACGCUCACACUCUCCAGUAGUUCUAUCGGCAAGCUCAUCUCAAAUUAGCCUAAACUCAAAUCACAACAAGAAUCCUUUAAUAUACGAAUGUUUAGAGAAACUUACAGAACCAACAAUAUACCGCUCAAGGCUAAACACUGCUCUAAGUAACAAGGAAGACGACGAAGAAAAUUACCACGCUCCACAAACUGUGAUCAUGCGGCGGCCGGAAUCAACCAGUCCCCGAGUCGAGACUGUACAGUACGCUUCGCUCAUGAAGGAACUCCAAAAGAAGAUAGUCCAUAAGAAAGAUUCUCCAAAUAUCACAUCGCCCCAAAGCAACACUAGCGAAAGCGCAACAGCAUCGGAAAAGACUCAAAAUUCAAAAAGCAGCAGCCGCUCUGAAGGAAAGAGCAGUGACGCAGAUUUUUCCAAAGAAUUAGAAGCAGCUCUCCAGCUAAUACAAGACUUAGAAAGCCCUAACACGAUAGAAACCCCCUCAGACGCCAAGUCCGUAGACGGACAAAGCAGGCCCCUCGCCGUUUGGAGAACUAGCGACGCUAGCGAGAGCAGCGAGAAAACGCUUAGCGCUGUAGGAUCCCUAGCCGAAAUCACCUCCCCCUUAACAGAGUGCCAACCUGAAUUGUACACAUUCAAGCCGUCGGCGAACGGUAAGGGUGCCAAAGUUAUCGUUCACUACCCCGAUUCCCAAAGCACAUCAGGUUACAGUUCACCCACCCACGGGCCUACCCCGAACUGGUCCACAACAUCUAGUAUAUCCGAAGGUAGCCCAGAUACUAAACCCACAUUAUACUCCAUUCAUAACACUAAAUCCACAACCGUCAUCUCAUUAUACUCCUCCCCCAAUAACACCAAAGGCAAAUCAGUCACACUAGUCAAAAUAACUGGUGACGAUGUAGAACCAGUCAAAAGUACCAAAAUCAAAGUAAAUCCUAAUGCCAAUAAUUCAUACAUAUCCGAUUAUAACAGUACCAAAAUACCACAUUCCCCUUUAAUAACCGAUUACGAUAUUAAUAAUAAAACGACCAAAUCGCCCGACGUGGAGUCCAAGGAGAGGUUUUCUUCCUUCAAACCCAGUCCAGUACAGACGGGUUGGAAACUAAAUUCGCUUCUUCGAAAGAAAAAACAAAACGUCCUACCGAAACUCGCUCCCGAACUGGAAGGAGCUAUCAUUAAAUCCGAAAGUUUAGCUUAUUUGUCCGAAAUUGAGUUGAUUGCUAGGCACCAGCGAAACAAAGACGUGCAAAGGGAAAUAGAGAAAAAGGUGGUUCAACAACUGGGAGUUCCAAGGACUGCAAGGACUAAAAGGACUGAAUCCAAUUGCUAG